Molecule: messenger RNA, 8748 nt
Organism: Lycium barbarum (goji berry)
Lineage: Eukaryota; Viridiplantae; Streptophyta; Magnoliopsida; Solanales; Solanaceae
Exons: 2
Coding region: 3284-4840 (518 amino acids)
Molecular function (GO): nucleic acid binding; zinc ion binding
Source: RefSeq, a predicted model, not a curated record
CUCCAUAAUAAUCCGUGCUACUAUAUUAAAAUAAGAAAGAAUGAGUUAAGAAGGUUCAAGGAAAGUUAAUCGAGUUAGUAAGAAUAUCGUUAUAUAUAUGGUUUUCUUAAGUAUCCCAAGGUGACACGGUUACCUAAAGGAUUUGAAAUCACGCUAUGAGUAUGUAUAUGAGGUAAUGCGAGUGACCUUUUAAAAGUAUUUGAUAUUAUUAGUAACGAUAUAGAGGAUGGACAAAAGAUAUGAAUAUACUUUUGCGAUUGGAGUUUCGUCGAAGCUUUGUGAGUUCUCUAGUUAUGUUUAAGGUUAUUGUGAUUCUCCGGACCCUUCGAGAUGCGUAUAUGGAUUUUUAUGGAUGUAUAUAAGUGUGUAUACAUAUGUAUAAGAGGUUACAUGAGGUUGGGAGAGGACUAGAAGUUAAACGAAAUGAAUCGGAACAACCUCAGAAAAAUCUCGGACCCGAUUUUAGCCUAUAUUGUAGGAGGCAUAUCUUCUAGUAUAUAAUGAGUUUUAAGGUGUUUCAAAAGGCUAAAAUUAAGUUCAUCGAGUCUAGUUUACAACGCAACAAACCGCUCGUCCAAAUAAUAUCGGGAUAAGGAGAUAUGGACGAUGCAAGUUGGAUUAUUAAGUGGGGAUUAAGACUUAAAUGUAUACAAAUUUUGCACUAGUGGCCGUGUGGGCCCCACUACCACAUGACAAAAUCAGAUUUUUGCCAUACUUUAAUGGGGGAAACGUUCAAGACAAUAUUGGGCAGAAAAAUGGUCUAUUUUGUUUACCAAAGUUGCAUGCCACAACUCACUUCCCAAUCCCACAAAGUGAACAAAAAUCUGCCCAUUAUUUUAAAGCCAUGUUUGGCCGUGUAGAAUAAUGAAAUGGUCAAAGAUUCUUGACCCAAGUUAGUGUGGUACACAUGGCCAAAACAUGGGGGGAAUACAUAAUGUGAAAAAUCUGAUUCACAAUCAACUCACAAGUUCAUUUCAACACUUACAAACUAAGAACACUUAGAGAGAGAAGGGAGCUCUCGGCCAAGAACUAGCCGAGAGUGAGGUCCAAAAAUUUGCUCCAAAAUUUCAGUCUUCUCCAUCUAAUUUACUCCUCAUCUAGUGUAUAAGAAGGUGUGUUAGUUGUUUAAGAGAAACAAGAAAGUGAAGCACCCAAAUAGAGUUGAAAAUUCGUUCAAGGGAAGCACAAGAUUGAAAGGUAAGAAUGUUUGUUGUUUCUUGUGUUGCAUGAUGAUGUAUAGUUCAUACAUGUUGUUGUUGGAUGGUGGUUAUAGUUGAAGUAGAGAGUGAGCCGUGUGAGAGGUGAGUUUAUGACUGAUUUAAUUGUGCAUGUAUUGUUAGUGAAUUGAAUAUGUAUCAACAUAUGUAAAUGAACAAAGAUUGUGGGAGUUUGGUUGUGAUGUUGCAUGUUGGCUAUUGGACUGUUUUUGCUCGAAAUUAAAAUGAAUCAUGUGUUGAAGAUUCUGAUGAAGUCAUGCUUAAUCUUGUUGAACAUGUAUUGGAAAUGAAUUGAAUGCAUUGUAGUUGGAUAAACGAAUGAAAAUCAUGAAGUUGGAGUAGUUGUGAUGAAACCGGGUAGGGGGCUGUUUUGGACGAAUUCAUGGACUGUUUUGGGCUAUAAUUUGAUUGUUGUUGUUGUGGACAUUGUAGUGUAUUGUAUGCAUGUUUAAUAUGUAAAUUAAGGUGUUCAAGAAACGAAUUAUGUUGAGGGGUAAGGGCAGUCCAAAAACCGUGGACAGUUUUAGGGAUUAGAAGUGAAAUUGUGUGUGUUGAAUGUUGGUUUUUGUUGCAAACGUGUAGUGAAUGUAAAAUGCCAUGAUUCAAGUUAAAACUGAACUGAUUGUGGGCUGUUGUAAGAGUGAAGAUGAUGCUAAAACAGUUCCAAGAUUUCAUGAAGGUAAAGUCAUGAAAAGUGUUGUGUUGUUGCAAGUUAAAAAUUGGAAAAUUGCUAAGUAAGAAUGGAAAUGAUGUGUGUGUUGGGUUGCCCUGUGUAUGAGACUGUUUUGGGUGGUGUAGGGACUGCCCAAGUUCCCUAAGUCAUGCUUAAACAAGUUUUGAUCAAUAUAUGAAAGAACGACUAGCCAUGUUAGCUUGUAACGCUAGUUGGGUUAAAUGCGAACGAAACGUCGUUUAAUUGUUAGAAAGGAGUUGUGAAUGUCACAAUACGUGUUGAAUGCCCUUGUAGACUAAUUGUAGUUCUUCACAUCUUGAUAUAGGAUAAGUGUUUUUGGGCAGCAAGUACAAGUUAGAAUACAACUAAACGCAAAAGGUAUGUAAAGCCUAUUCCUUCUUUCUUUUGGCAUGUCCUAGACGUAAGUAUGAAACGAUAUGAACCUUGGGGUAAAUUCUAUUCUCUAGUUCCAUGCAUGACUUAUGAUUCUAUAUUUCCUUAAUGCUAUUGUCACAAGCCUACUAUAUGAUUGACUAAUGAAUGAUGUAUAGAAGUUCCUACUCUUAAAGAAUUGCACAACUAGAGACAUACUUGACUUUCACAAGCUAUACCAUGUUGAAGCGAUAUACGUACAUGAAAUCUGAAACGUUUCUUGUAAUAGUUUGUAUGAGACUUAAGAUGAACUGAAUAUGAAUAUUAUUUUUACACUUUAGAGCUGGUUAGUUGCUUAUCCACUGAGUCUCAAAAAGAUGAAUUGCAUAUAUGUGGUUGCUAUUUAUUCUGCUCGUGCUUACCGCUAUAUCCUUCACUGAGUCCCGGGCCAGGACACGUUCUCGUGCGCAUAUUUACUAUAUUAAUCACCGAGUCCCUCACUAAAGGGCCGGGACACGUUAUAUAUCUAUGUAUAUGAUGAUAUGAUGACAUGAUGAUAUGGAGAUGGUGGCCAGGAGGGCAUAUUCCCUAUUACCGAGUCCCUUAUUAAAGGGCCGGGACACGUCUAUGUUUAUGUUUAUGAUGCUAUGAUUUUAAUUACCGAGUCCCUCAUUAAAGGGCCGGGACACGUUAUAUAUGUUAUAUACAGAAUGAUUUUGCAACUUUGAUUACAAAACUCUAUAACGAUAUUGAUAUGAGAAUGAUACAGAUGAAAUAUGUCCAAAGGCAAGUUUUAUGAAUUUCUGAUUGCUGCAUUGGGUCCUACAUACUUUGUCUCCUUAUGAGUCUAUUACUACAUUUCAUGCUUUACAUGCUCAGUACAUAUUCCGUACUGACCCCCUUUCUUCGGGGGGCUGCGUUCAUGCCCGCAGGUACAGACGCUCGUUUCGGAGAUCCGCCAGCUUAGGACACUAUUUCGGCUAUUUUGGACUGCUCCUUUGUUCCGGAGCUAGCUUGUGUGAUGCCUCCGAAAAAGGCAACGGCUGCCCAGAAGAAAAAGGCGGUGGUAGGAGAGACUAGCCGGGCUCGAAAGGGUACUCGGACCCUUGCUCAGAUAAUGCGUGAUAUUGCGCCCCGGCCAACAGACUCUGCUACGUCAUCAUCAUCAGAGGAGUCUGGAGCACCAGCCGCUGCCAUUAGGGAUCAAGGGACGGCUUCACCAUUGACUCCAGAAGCUCCAGCGCCCGAGCCUCCAGCUCCUCAGCCAGGGGCGGAGGAUAGGACAUUGAGGGAGGCUGUACAGUUAUUGACUACUUUGGUAGCGGGACAGGUUCGCAGACGCGGGCAGAGAGAUUAUGAUGAUGAUGACAGGCGUGAUAGCCUGAGGGUUCGUGAUUUUCUGACAUGCCGUCCCCCAGAGUUUUUCGGGUCUAAGCCCGAGGAGGACCCCCACGACUUCAUUCGGGGAGUGCGGCGCUCAUUGGAUUUGGUCAGGGCUUCAGAGACCGAGUCCGUUGAGUUAGCCUCGCACAGAUUACGAGAUGUUGCUGCCAAUUGGUAUGAGUCUUGGGAGCUGUCCAGAGGUGAGAGGGCUUCCCCAGCUACUUGGGAUGAGUUUGUGACUGCUUUUCUCCGCCACUUUCUGCCCCCGGAGUUACGGCGGGCACGGGUUGAUAAAUUUUUACAGUUGCGGCAGAACGGCCGGAGUGUUCGCGAGUAUAACCUGGAGUUUGAUUCUUUGGCUCGAUAUGCCCCUGCUAUAGUAGCGGAUAUGGCUGACCGUAUGCACCGGUAUGUGAUAGGAUUGGACCGCUACUUGAUUGACGGUUGCAUGGCGAUGGCGUCACAGACAGAUAUGGAUAUCGCCCGGUUACAGGCCCAUGCCCAGGGUAUGGAGGACCGAUACAGGGCCGAUUAUGCUGGUAGGGAUCAGUCGGGCAGAGAUCGUGAUAGGAGACCGCCCAAGCGGGCCAGGUCAGCUGGGUAUUUUGGUGAGUUUCGGGGCGGGCAACCCCAACAGCAGCAUAAUAGCUACCCUUCUCAGCCGGCACAGAGUGAACCUCCACGAUUCACUGGUAGGAGGUUUGAUAGCACAGGGUAUUCGGAAGCUGGUCAAAGCUCCAUGACUUCAGGUUUCCAGAUGCACAGGGAUUCAGGCCAGGCGAGGCCAUCUAUACCACAGUGCCCUCGAUGUGGCAGGCGCCAUCUGGGGGAAUGCCGCCGCAUUACUGGUGCUUGUUUCUCUUGCGGACGUCAAGGCCAUACUAUGAGGGAGUGUCGAUUUGGGGGUGGUGCAGGUGGUGCAGCUCAGCCUACGGGAUCAGUUGCUGGUUCUUCUUCUUCAGUUGCCAUGCGUCCUAUGGGACAAGGUAUUCCGAUACCAGCAGGCCGUGGCAGAGGCCGUGGAGGGGCUUCCAGUUCUGGCGGUCCUUCAAACCGCUUAUAUGCUUUAGCUAGCAGACAGGAUCAGGAGGCGUCGCCAAAUGUGGUCACAGGUAUACUAUCGAUUUUCUCCCGAGAUGUAUAUGCAUUGAUAGACCCAGGAUCCACACUGUCAUAUAUUCACCCUUUGUUGUAAAAAAAAAAAAAAAAAAAAAAAAAAAAAAAAAAAAAAAAAAAAAAAAAAAAAAAAAAAAAAAAAAAUAUAUAUAUAUAUAGGGAUAAAUUAUGACGAGCUUAUAGUAAAAGGAGUAGUAGUAUGAUUAAGAUGAGAGUACGGAGGAAAAUGAAUUGUGACGGAUGUGAAUGUAUUGGUAAGACAGGCUGUGAGGUAGUGAAGGAUAAGAUUUACUAGGAAGGGUAAAAGGUUAAGUAUGCUUAUACAACACUAAUGUAACAUUCGAGGACGAAUGUUCCUAAGGGGGGAAGAAUGUUACACUCCAUAAUAAUCCGUGCUACUAUAUUAAAAUAAGAAAGAAUGAGUUAAGAAGGUUCAAGGAAAGUUAAUCGAGUUAGUAAGAAUAUCGUUAUAUAUAUGGUUUUCUUAAGUAUCCCAAGGUGACACGGUUACCUAAAGGAUUUGAAAUCACGCUAUGAGUAUGUAUAUGAGGUAAUGCGAGUGACCUUUUAAAAGUAUUUGAUAUUAUUAGUAACGAUAUAGAGGAUGGACAAAAGAUAUGAAUAUACUUUUGCGAUUGGAGUUUCGUCGAAGCUUUGUGAGUUCUCUAGUUAUGUUUAAGGUUAUUGUGAUUCUCCGGACCCUUCGAGAUGCGUAUAUGGAUUUUUAUGGAUGUAUAUAAGUGUGUAUACAUAUGUAUAAGAGGUUACAUGAGGUUGGGAGAGGACUAGAAGUUAAACGAAAUGAAUCGGAACAACCUCAGAAAAAUCUCGGACCCGAUUUUAGCCUAUAUUGUAGGAGGCAUAUCUUCUAGUAUAUAAUGAGUUUUAAGGUGUUUCAAAAGGCUAAAAUUAAGUUCAUCGAGUCUAGUUUACAACGCAACAAACCGCUCGUCCAAAUAAUAUCGGGAUAAGGAGAUAUGGACGAUGCAAGUUGGAUUAUUAAGUGGGGAUUAAGACUUAAAUGUAUACAAAUUUUGCACUAGUGGCCGUGUGGGCCCCACUACCACAUGACAAAAUCAGAUUUUUGCCAUACUUUAAUGGGGGAAACGUUCAAGACAAUAUUGGGCAGAAAAAUGGUCUAUUUUGUUUACCAAAGUUGCAUGCCACAACUCACUUCCCAAUCCCACAAAGUGAACAAAAAUCUGCCCAUUAUUUUAAAGCCAUGUUUGGCCGUGUAGAAUAAUGAAAUGGUCAAAGAUUCUUGACCCAAGUUAGUGUGGUACACAUGGCCAAAACAUGGGGGGAAUACAUAAUGUGAAAAAUCUGAUUCACAAUCAACUCACAAGUUCAUUUCAACACUUACAAACUAAGAACACUUAGAGAGAGAAGGGAGCUCUCGGCCAAGAACUAGCCGAGAGUGAGGUCCAAAAAUUUGCUCCAAAAUUUCAGUCUUCUCCAUCUAAUUUACUCCUCAUCUAGUGUAUAAGAAGGUGUGUUAGUUGUUUAAGAGAAACAAGAAAGUGAAGCACCCAAAUAGAGUUGAAAAUUCGUUCAAGGGAAGCACAAGAUUGAAAGGUAAGAAUGUUUGUUGUUUCUUGUGUUGCAUGAUGAUGUAUAGUUCAUACAUGUUGUUGUUGGAUGGUGGUUAUAGUUGAAGUAGAGAGUGAGCCGUGUGAGAGGUGAGUUUAUGACUGAUUUAAUUGUGCAUGUAUUGUUAGUGAAUUGAAUAUGUAUCAACAUAUGUAAAUGAACAAAGAUUGUGGGAGUUUGGUUGUGAUGUUGCAUGUUGGCUAUUGGACUGUUUUUGCUCGAAAUUAAAAUGAAUCAUGUGUUGAAGAUUCUGAUGAAGUCAUGCUUAAUCUUGUUGAACAUGUAUUGGAAAUGAAUUGAAUGCAUUGUAGUUGGAUAAACGAAUGAAAAUCAUGAAGUUGGAGUAGUUGUGAUGAAACCGGGUAGGGGGCUGUUUUGGACGAAUUCAUGGACUGUUUUGGGCUAUAAUUUGAUUGUUGUUGUUGUGGACAUUGUAGUGUAUUGUAUGCAUGUUUAAUAUGUAAAUUAAGGUGUUCAAGAAACGAAUUAUGUUGAGGGGUAAGGGCAGUCCAAAAACCGUGGACAGUUUUAGGGAUUAGAAGUGAAAUUGUGUGUGUUGAAUGUUGGUUUUUGUUGCAAACGUGUAGUGAAUGUAAAAUGCCAUGAUUCAAGUUAAAACUGAACUGAUUGUGGGCUGUUGUAAGAGUGAAGAUGAUGCUAAAACAGUUCCAAGAUUUCAUGAAGGUAAAGUCAUGAAAAGUGUUGUGUUGUUGCAAGUUAAAAAUUGGAAAAUUGCUAAGUAAGAAUGGAAAUGAUGUGUGUGUUGGGUUGCCCUGUGUAUGAGACUGUUUUGGGUGGUGUAGGGACUGCCCAAGUUCCCUAAGUCAUGCUUAAACAAGUUUUGAUCAAUAUAUGAAAGAACGACUAGCCAUGUUAGCUUGUAACGCUAGUUGGGUUAAAUGCGAACGAAACGUCGUUUAAUUGUUAGAAAGGAGUUGUGAAUGUCACAAUACGUGUUGAAUGCCCUUGUAGACUAAUUGUAGUUCUUCACAUCUUGAUAUAGGAUAAGUGUUUUUGGGCAGCAAGUACAAGUUAGAAUACAACUAAACGCAAAAGGUAUGUAAAGCCUAUUCCUUCUUUCUUUUGGCAUGUCCUAGACGUAAGUAUGAAACGAUAUGAACCUUGGGGUAAAUUCUAUUCUCUAGUUCCAUGCAUGACUUAUGAUUCUAUAUUUCCUUAAUGCUAUUGUCACAAGCCUACUAUAUGAUUGACUAAUGAAUGAUGUAUAGAAGUUCCUACUCUUAAAGAAUUGCACAACUAGAGACAUACUUGACUUUCACAAGCUAUACCAUGUUGAAGCGAUAUACGUACAUGAAAUCUGAAACGUUUCUUGUAAUAGUUUGUAUGAGACUUAAGAUGAACUGAAUAUGAAUAUUAUUUUUACACUUUAGAGCUGGUUAGUUGCUUAUCCACUGAGUCUCAAAAAGAUGAAUUGCAUAUAUGUGGUUGCUAUUUAUUCUGCUCGUGCUUACCGCUAUAUCCUUCACUGAGUCCCGGGCCAGGACACGUUCUCGUGCGCAUAUUUACUAUAUUAAUCACCGAGUCCCUCACUAAAGGGCCGGGACACGUUAUAUAUCUAUGUAUAUGAUGAUAUGAUGACAUGAUGAUAUGGAGAUGGUGGCCAGGAGGGCAUAUUCCCUAUUACCGAGUCCCUUAUUAAAGGGCCGGGACACGUCUAUGUUUAUGUUUAUGAUGCUAUGAUUUUAAUUACCGAGUCCCUCAUUAAAGGGCCGGGACACGUUAUAUAUGUUAUAUACAGAAUGAUUUUGCAACUUUGAUUACAAAACUCUAUAACGAUAUUGAUAUGAGAAUGAUACAGAUGAAAUAUGUCCAAAGGCAAGUUUUAUGAAUUUCUGAUUGCUGCAUUGGGUCCUACAUACUUUGUCUCCUUAUGAGUCUAUUACUACAUUUCAUGCUUUACAUGCUCAGUACAUAUUCCGUACUGACCCCCUUUCUUCGGGGGGCUGCGUUCAUGCCCGCAGGUACAGACGCUCGUUUCGGAGAUCCGCCAGCUUAGGACACUAUUUCGGCUAUUUUGGACUGCUCCUUUGUUCCGGAGCUAGCUUGUGGUAUAACUCCCUUAUGUUGUAUUCGUAGGUGUUUAUUUGGGUAUGGCGGGGCCCUGUCCCGCCACAUAAUACGGUCAUUACUCUUAGAGGUCUGUGGACAUCGGUGUGGGUCUGUUUGUAGUUGUUGAUGCGUUUUAUGUCUAUGACUUAUGUUUGGGGCGUACCCAUUCGUAAUGGCAGCCUUGUCGGCUCGCACAUGUAUAUGUUGUUCUGUUGGCCCUGUGUGGCCUUUGUUGGAAUUUGCUGUGUACAGGGUUAUUUUGGAUAGUCCGAAAAACAAAGGAAACUCUGCCGAAAUUUUCUUUGAAAAUCUUAUAAAUUUGAAACA